This is a messenger RNA of Nothobranchius furzeri (turquoise killifish), 2556 nucleotides long. It is a transcript of the gene glud1b, whose product is annotated as glutamate dehydrogenase 1b. Lineage: Eukaryota; Metazoa; Chordata; Actinopteri; Cyprinodontiformes; Nothobranchiidae. Gene Ontology annotation, molecular function: L-glutamate dehydrogenase (NAD+) activity. Gene Ontology annotation, biological process: L-glutamate catabolic process. Gene Ontology annotation, cellular component: mitochondrion. The record is from RefSeq and is a predicted model, not a curated record.
AAGCAAACGGUCCCAGCAUGCUAUCUCCCACUCGGUCAGAGGACGGGACGCGGUGAGGAGCUGUAGUGUCUCUCAGUCUACCCCUUUUUUGUCAUCAACCCCUGUGUCCUCAUCGUUAAUUUCCAUUUUAUUCGUUUGUUUACACGUUUAGCUUACUUGUAGUCAUGUAUCGGUAUUUUGGAGAGCUGCUGAGCCGAUCUGCGGGUAGUGCCCUGGCCUCGGGAUGUGUGGACGCCGCUCUCCCGGUGUCCUCGUCCCUGAUGCGUGUUCGCCACUAUGCGGAUGCAGCAGAUAAACCGGACGACCCCAACUUCUUCAAGAUGGUUGAGGGCUUCUUCGACCGCGGUGCCACCAUCGUAGAGGACAAGCUGGUGGAGGAUCUGAAGACCAGGGAGAGCCCUGAGCAGAAGAGGCACCGUGUUCGGGGCAUCCUGCGCAUAAUUAAGCCCUGUAAUCACGUCCUGAGCGUGUCUUUUCCCAUCAAGAGGGACAACGGCGAGUGGGAGGUGGUGGAGGGCUACCGCGCCCAGCACAGCCAGCACAGAACACCAUGUAAAGGAGGUAUCCGUUACAGCACAGAUGUGUCUGUGGAUGAGGUGAAAGCUCUAGCCUCUCUGAUGACCUACAAAUGUGCUGUUGUCGAUGUGCCAUUUGGAGGAGCCAAAGCUGGAGUCAAGAUCAACACCAGGAAUUACUCUGAUAACGAGCUGGAGAAGAUCACCAGGAGAUUCACCAUUGAGCUGGCCAAAAAGGGCUUUAUCGGGCCUGGCAUCGACGUCCCAGCUCCGGACAUGAGCACCGGAGAGAGGGAGAUGUCGUGGAUCGCCGACACAUAUGCCAACACCAUCGCACACACUGACAUCAACGCCCACGCAUGUGUGACAGGGAAGCCCAUCAGUCAGGGAGGAAUCCACGGUCGGAUCUCUGCCACUGGUCGUGGAGUUUUCCACGGCAUUGAGAACUUCAUCAAUGAGGCGUCGUACAUGAGCAUGAUGGGGCUCACACCUGGCUUCCAGGACAAGACCUUCAUCAUCCAGGGGUUUGGUAAUGUGGGUCUCCACUCCAUGAGAUACCUGCACAGGUUUGGCGCCAAGUGUGUGGGUGUUGGUGAGAUUGAUGGAGCCAUCUACAACCCAGAUGGUAUCGAUCCAAAACAGCUGGAGGACUACAAACUGCAACAUGGCACCAUAGUGGGCUUCCCAGGAGCCAGACCGUACGAGGGGAGCAUCUUGGAGGCAGACUGCCACAUCCUGAUCCCUGCUGCUGGAGAAAAGCAGCUCACACGUAACAACGCUCCCAGAAUUAAAGCUAAGAUUAUUGCUGAGGGUGCUAAUGGACCCACCACCCCAGAUGCUGACAAGAUCUUCCUGGAGAACAACGUCAUGGUUAUUCCUGACAUGUACCUGAAUGCUGGUGGUGUGACAGUGUCUUAUUUUGAGUGGCUGAAGAAUCUCAACCAUGUCAGCUAUGGAAGACUGACCUUCAAGUAUGAGCGAGACUCCAACUACCACCUCCUCAUGUCUGUGCAGGAGAGUUUAGAGAGGAAGUUCGGCAAGCAGGGAGGACCCAUUCCCAUCGUACCUACUGCUGACUUCCAGGCCAGGAUUGCUGGUGCGUCUGAGAAGGACAUUGUUCACUCUGGGUUGGCUUACACAAUGGAGAGAUCCGCUCGGCAAAUCAUGCGCACAGCCAGCAAGUACAACCUGGGUUUGGACCUGCGGACGGCCGCCUACGUCAACGCCAUCGAGAAGGUCUUCAAGGUCUACAAUGAAGCGGGGCUCACCUUCACAUAAAUGACCCAUCAUGAUCCUUCCUCCACCCCCUUGCUCUUCAUCCCUCUUUUCUGCUUCCCUGUACCUCCUGGAACAGCCUACAGAACAUAUCACUGUCCCCCCGUGCUCUCAUGCCGCUAGCUUGGUAUUGUCUCUGUGAUGUUUGUCAUAGUUCUGCUGCUCUGCUCCUUGUUUCUGCCUAAAGUUAAAGCAGAGAUAAUCGAGGACCCCAUCCCUCCUUCAGAUAUCCUCUAAACGUUCUAUUAUAUAAAAGCCAUGUUCACUGUUCUCAUAUCCUAGCGGCUGAAUGCAUGUGUGACCUUUGUGUUCUGGUUGAUGUCACUAAAGUUGCCUUACGUCAGGAAGAGGUCUGAUCUUAAAGGGAGCUGACCACUUCAGCCUGGUGAUCAUUAUAAUGAAUUCAGAUUUAUCUUGUGAAUAAAAGAGAAUAGUUAUUUUAGUUUGUCCUCUAACAGUGCACAUGUCAGCAUGGUCACCAAGACGCAGCCUCCCUCAGUGUUUUAUACAGUUUACUCGUUAGUUGCUCUCCUUUUUCUCAUUCCUCAUCUACUUGUUGCUUUAUCAUUAAUGCAGCUUCUCCUCGACUCCUGGCCCUGAAAGAGGGGCAGAGAUGGGCGAGUCAUCACCAGGGCCACCCUGUUAGUUUUACUCAUUUAAACCGUCCUGACCUUCAGCUCUGAAGUUUUUUUUUUUGGAGGAAAUAACUUUUUAUUUUUAUUGCACUUAUUUUUUUUGGGAAACCAAUAAAAUGUUCAUACAGAGA